AUGGCAAUAAAAAGUAAUUUGUUUUAUAACAUAAGUAAGGAUGAAAUAAUAGGGUUUAAUGAAACAAACAAUCGCAAAACGUAUGAUCCAGCAAAGUUUGUACUUGUCUUGUUGGUUCAAGGCAUAAAUUUCAAUUGGAAGCAACCGAUUGCUUAUUUUUUUAUAUCAAACAGUUUUACAGGUUUUGAUUUGCAGGACAUAAUUUUAACCAGUAUUUUUAAACUAGAAAAUAUUAAAAUUAAUGUUAAAGCAUUUGUUAGUGAUAUGGGUUCCAAUUUCAUAGGCCUCUCAAAUAAACUUCAAGUUAGUCCUGAGCGGCCAUAUUUUGAAAUUAAUAAUAAAAAUAUAGUGUAUAUAUUUGAUCCACCACAUCUUUUAAAAGCCACCAGAAAUAUGUUUUAUCAACAUAAUUUUAAGUAUGAUAAUGAAUUAAUUGAAAAAAAACAUUUGGUUUCAUUCUAUAAUGAAGAUAGUAAAAAUAAUCUUCGCGCUGCUCCUAAAAUUACAUAUUCUCAUAUAUUUCCUGGGCCUUUUGAAAAAAUGCGCGUAUAUUUAGCAGCACAGGUGUUUAGUGAGAGUGUCUCAGCUGGAAUGCUACUUUUCUUAAAAUCAAGCCACUUACCUGAUACUUCAUUGCCUACAAUCAACUUUAUUCAAAAUAUGGAUAAACUUUUUGACAUAUUUAAUUCUUCUAGACGACCUGGCUUAAAACAAUUUAAUAGACCUUUUAAAAAUACUGAUUCGCAAAUUUCACAUUUAAAAUUUAUGGAAAACUUUUUUAAAACAUUACAAGUAUUUAACAAAAAAACAAAUGUUGAAGUGACAAACCAAAUGAAAUUUAUUAGAGGUUGGUUAAUUUCAAUCUCUGGUUUAUUUCAAUUGUGGGAAUCACUAAAAGUUAUCAAUACUGAUGAGAGUUAUGUUCUGUAUACAAGUCGAAUCAAUCAAGAUAGGUUGGAAAAUUUAUUUGGCACGUUUCGCACCCAACAUAACGGAAAUAAUAUUAAUCCAACCCCAAUACAAUUUAUCUGGUCAUAUAAACAAAAUUUUUGUCUCAAUUAUUUUACCCACUCUGACAAUGCAAAUUGCAUAGGAGACUUGGAUGAAAUUUUAUCUAAAAUUAAUACAGAUCCCUUAAAUGACAAAAACAUAAAAAUAAUAUUUCAUGAUAAAAAUCCAUUUCAAUUUAAAAAAAAUAUACUUGCAAUAGGCACCCCAGAUUAUAGGAAUUUACCGAUGCCAGAAAAAAAUGCUUUCAUAUAUGUUUGUGGAUUUGUGGAUGAAGAAAUGCAUUGA
Molecule: messenger RNA, 1296 nt
Organism: Macrosiphum euphorbiae (potato aphid)
Lineage: Eukaryota; Metazoa; Arthropoda; Insecta; Hemiptera; Aphididae
Source: the annotation of a GenBank genome assembly